CACACGCCUAUACGUAGUUAUGUGUAUAUAUAUAUAUAAACAUGUUUGUGUGUGUUUAUAUCAUCAUUGUGAAACACUCAGUCUGCUCCUGGUGUUAUAGUUUAUCAAUUAUCUUCACUACUUAUUUGGUUUCUUUUUAAAAAUGGUGUUACUUAAUAACUUAAAACACAUUUUUGAAUAACUAAUCACAAGCUGACUAAACACCUUUCCCUCACACCUUGUUGACUUUUUACUGAUUUAUUCUUAUGUGGAGUGUUUGUGUGUGUGUCAGGGUUGUCACCUCCCUCGUUCCCUCAGGUAGUUGUGUGUUCUGUUGGCUAUAAGAAUCUCAAAGUGCACACCCUUCAGCCUCUGAGUCAUUUUCACGAAAACCAGGAAGAAGAACAAGGGGAACUUGCUGACGCAGACCGCGUCACUGUUAAUAAACUCCACUCUUCUUUCUGUGAAAACACAAAGAACUGUGGUAAUUCCUUGGUCAUUCGCUGGUCAUACCUCAUCACCAGUGACUGUAAAUGCAGCAUGAUUACUCUCAGUGCACACUAGAUGGCCAUGAUGUUACAGUCAUGCAACCACAAUAUAAAGAUAAACUUCAAGAGUCAGACAGUUUUUGUUUCCUCCUCAAAUCGUGGAAUUUAUCUUGCGUCUAAAGGACAAACGUUGGUGCUCAUAAUUUCUGUAUCACUUCCGAUUUUUUUACUGGAUUUUGUCCCCAAAGCAGCCUUAGUUGUAGUCGUAGUUAUUCAAACUCAAUAUUUCUCACCUUCCUAAGAAACUGUUCAACACACAAAUACAUUUGUUUAUGUUGUUAUUGCGUGAGAAGAGAGUGUAGUCAUUAAACCCUGUGUCUUGGGCCAAGAAUGAACUCUAAUAUGACAUAGAUUUUUAUAAUCCCACUGUCUAUUGACACGCACCAAUACUUAAUGUAUAAGUAUGGACCUGUAUUUGUGAUUUGACAUCACUUUGGUUCUUAAAAAAAUGGCACAAAAUAAGGGAUUUCCCACUAAUGUUCGAGGCAGGCAUGAGACGAUAAUACGCCACUGACCUUACGGUAUGUAAAAUGACUACUCCCCAGAAUUACUGUAUUUAGAAAUUAGAGAAGAAUGACAAGAUCACCACCCACAUGGUUCCUACUGUCACGAUACAUAAGAGGAAACCUUCGUGACUGCUUACAAGCACCCAUACCCUAGACGCUGAGUGGACACAAAGGAAACAUAGGCCUUAACUAACGUGGGAGCUUCUUCAGAGAGGAAGUCUGUGUUCGCCGACCUCUCUCCCGAGCAGACUUAAACGCAGCCAGUGUGCUUGUUGCUCUUUUAUGCACGAUGUUUCAAAGGAAGCUGCUGCAAUUCUCCAUAGGAGCUCUGUUUGUUGCCCUACCCUGGCUUGGUGGAGUGGUCUUUGGAGAGGUCAACGAUGACUUCUCCAACUGCCUGGAUUUCUUCCACCAGAGAACUCCACCACAGGGCAUCAACGCCACGGGAGGAUACCAGCCAAUAUGUCAGCGCCACAAGAACCAGUAUCACUUUGCCAGCCUGUACCGCCGUCAGCACCGCGUGCCACUGUACUCUGCGUACAUACUCAGCCCUGCAGAUGGAAAACGGCCCAACAGCACUUGGAUGUAUGAGCCACAGUUGGUGUAUUCCCGAGCCGACCCACAAAUGGCAACUUUACAAACACCUGUGGACCAAAAUGUGAUGGAGACCCAGGCGGUGACUGACGACUACAGGAACUCCAACUUCACCAAAGGCCAUCUCAAUCCCAGCAUGCACCAGAAGACAAGACAGAACCGUCAGGCGACCUUCACCCUGACUAACAUCGUCCCUCAGCGCGCGGGCUCCAACUCUGGCCCCUGGAACAGUCUAGAGAGGGACGUGUUGAGAAAAUUCAACGCAUUCUGUGAAGGGCCGAUGCAUGUGAUCACCGGGGUCCUGCCGUAUGAGUCUGGAUCCCGCUGGAUCAACAACCGAGUGUCUGUCCCCGAGUACAUGUGGUCUGCGUACUGUUGCCCGUCCUACAAACCUGACCUACCCGAGUCUGUGCGGCCAUUUUUCCCCACAUACGCUGCCGUGGGUCGAAAUGACCGCAACAGUGGAACGGAGAUUGUUCCGGUUAAUUUAAAGGCGAGGUCCUCGGUGCGAGGCUACGAUGUGAGACGUAUGACUCUAGAGAGUCUGGAGGGCAUCCUGAGACAAAGGCUGGCCAUGCCCAUCAGCCUGUUUGCUGGGCAGUGUCAGACCAGACCCAGUGACCCUGUGGAUCUGGUCCAUCCAUCUGCAACCAUCUUUGUCACUUCUCCAUCCAAUAAAAAUGAAUCUGGAGCUGCAAAAAAACAACUAUUUGACCUUUAAAAUGAAGAUAAUGUCAUGUAAUAACAAAACUGUUGACAUUUCAUUGCUGUUUCUACCAAACCUCUCUGAGUUUGAAAUGAAAUAAAAACAAUUUUGUGUAGUUUAUAUACCUGAGAAAACCUGACUGGCAUAAGUACAUGGAUCUAAAAAUGGACAGGACUCCAAAUGUGUACUUCUUGAUGUACACAUUACUUUAAUUGAACAGCGUUCGGGGAGGUUUUUCAAUAUCGCAUUUGACGUAGACUUUGGAUGUGACGCAAAUAUCAAAACACUUUAAUUUUAC
Solea solea (common sole) is the source of this 2631-nucleotide messenger RNA. Its product is annotated as endonuclease domain-containing 1 protein-like. NCBI's taxonomy places the organism in Eukaryota, Metazoa, Chordata, Actinopteri, Pleuronectiformes, Soleidae. Gene Ontology annotation, molecular function: nucleic acid binding; metal ion binding; hydrolase activity. The coding region runs from base 1323 to 2348 and encodes 341 amino acids. The record is from RefSeq and is a predicted model, not a curated record. The transcript is spliced from 2 exons.